Molecule: messenger RNA, 1043 nt
Organism: Mauremys mutica (yellowpond turtle)
Lineage: Eukaryota; Metazoa; Chordata; Testudines; Geoemydidae
Product: formyl peptide receptor 2-like
Exons: 1
Coding region: 45-887 (280 amino acids)
Biological process (GO): complement receptor mediated signaling pathway; inflammatory response; phospholipase C-activating G protein-coupled receptor signaling pathway
Cellular component (GO): plasma membrane
Molecular function (GO): G protein-coupled receptor activity; complement receptor activity
Source: RefSeq, a predicted model, not a curated record
CCUGAGGAGAAGAAGGGGAUAUUGUGACUGCAACUCUUCCGAGAAUGGUGUACCAAAUCGUCUCUCUGGUACUUGGUGGCAUGAUCUUCCUGGCCGGAGUGUCAUUGAACAGCUACAUCUUCUUUGUUGCUGGAUGUCGUGUGGAAAGCACGGCCAGCGCCCUGUGGUUCCUGAACCAGGCCAUAGCCAAUUUAAUCUUCAUCAUCUUCCUGCCCUUCAGAUGCAUCUCCAUUGUCAUCCCGGACUUAGAGUGGGCCAAGAGGCUGAGCAGCACCAUGACUUCCCUACACAUGUUCUCAAGUGCCUUCUUCCUCACCGCCCUCAGUGUCGAUCGCUGCAUCCUCGUGGUGCGCCCUGAGUGGACCCGGAACCUCCGCACACACACCCUGGCUUCCGGGGUGGUUCUGGGCACAUGGGCCCUGUCACUUGGGUUCAGUUUGCGGUAUGGUGAUCACUUGGAAUCCCUGCUCUCACCUGCCAACACCAGCAUGAAUUUCCAACUGGAUGAAGGGAGGGUGAAGGCUGCAGUUGUGUUCCAGUUCCUGGUUGGGUUUCUGAUCCCAUUAGCCUUGAUCUUGAUCCCAACCUUCUGCAUUGUUCUAGCUGCCAAGCUGAGAAGGAAGAGGCUGAUCCAGUCCACCAAGCCACUCAAGUUCCUUCUUGGCUUGAUCCCAACCUUUUUCCUCUGCUGGCUGCCGUAUCACGUCUUCUCCUUCCUGCUGAUCUCAGCUAAAUACUCUCUGCCUCUUCUGGACAUGGGAAGGACUUUUGCUGGGGUUCUGACAUAUUUAAGCACCUGCCUCAACCCCAUCUUCUACCUCACCAUGGAGGAAGAGUUUCUGAGGUACCGGCAACGUGCACGAAACACCCAAACCACCGACAACUGAGGGCCAGAGACAGCUGAAUAGGGGAAUGGAUGGAAUUGUGGAUAUUUCCAGGAAAAAUAAUUAUAUUCACUAGACCCGUAACUUUCUCUUGACCUCAAAAUUGUCUUUUUCAGAAAGUUAAUUCAAAGAAGAGCCAAGAGAAUGAUUACAGGAUUA